AUGCCUGCCGGUAUUCCGCGCCUAGGCCGCACUUUCCUUGCUUGUUUUUCACGGCAAACAGCCCCUGAAUACAUUCCUGAAAGCGCUACGUUCGGUGAUGGCUGUCCCGGCAUCAUAGCCUACGUCCCCGUGUGGCUGGCAUUGCUUGUCUUUGUCGGCCGCUAUUCAUUGCAGCCGCUCUGGAAGCGCCGGCCGAUUUACCUUCGCGGCUUUGCGACCGAAGAGGACGAACUCGGCCUAAAGCACGGUCGGCUGCCUCCAUCGACGGGGACGAACGCCCGGCAAGACCGCCAUAGUGGCGUGCAGGCCGGUGAUACCGACACCGAUGUAGAAGCCACGGCCAGCGGCUCGGCCGUGGAAAUCGCUGUGGACGAGCCUGCUGAAGGGGCCGUCGAGUCCGACAGCGACAAUGCCACCGACAGCAGUGCGAGCAGCACCAUCGUCGGCUUUGGCCGGCGGAACAGCGUCGUCGAUUCCCGGCCCGUGAGCAUUGGCGGCGGUUUGGCGACACUGGUCGUCCGGUCCUGGCACCUGAUGGCCAUCACGCUCUUUUUGCUGUCUGUGGCGGGUGUGGCUACGAGCCUGAUUCUGACCUUUGCAGCCGGCCAUGGCCGUUUGUACCUGACACCUGUUGUCCCCUGUGUGAGUACCGUGCCCCCAUCGUUCAUCUCCGCGAUCUUGUUGGCAAUUGACCGGCCUCGGUCGCUGCCAAGCAGCGUCCUCUUCAUCUAUACGAGCACACUCUUCGUUCAAAUUGCAUUGUUGUUCGGCGUUCCCGGACUGUCCGAGUGGCCACUUAACCUGACCUGGCUUGCGGAGAUGAGCGUGACGAGUCUGUCCAUUGGCAUCAUGAUGGCGAUGCCCAUGCGUGACCCUCGCCUCGGCCUGGGCCGCGGGGACGACCGAAUUGCCGGCAUCUUCGAGACGCCGUCCAUCAAGAGCCGCAGUCCCGAGGACAAUCUCAAUAUGUACCAGUGGAUGACGGUCAAUUGGAUGGCCCCUGUUAUCAGCUUAGGCGCCACCCGCCAACUCCAGGACGAGGAUGUUUGGCACCUGCCGUUUGAAUUCCAGCACGCCCGUCUUUACCGACUCUUCCAUGACGUCAAGGGCUCCGUCACCGCCCGCAUCAUCAAGGUCAACACACCCGACCUCAUCAUUACGUCGCUCCUCGGUAUUCUCGACUCGAUGCUGUCGAUGCUUCCCAUCAUUCUUUUGAAGCUGCUGCUCGCGUCCAUGGAGGGUCCACAAGCCAGUGUGCGUGUGGCCUCCGUCUACGCCGUGUUCAUUUGUAUCACAAACAUUGCCCGGGCCCAGGCCGGUGUCUUCUCGUUGUGGUUCACUCGCCGCUGCUAUGAACGCUCUCGUGGCGAGCUCAUCACCAUGAUCUACGAGAAAACACUGCGCCGGAAGGCCUUUACCUUCCCUGGUCUAACAGAAGCAGACAAGGGCAAGAAGGGCGGAAAGGGCAGACGCAGACGGGAUUCGGCUGUCGUCCGUCCGAGAAUCCUGACUGCCCACGGUGGUGGCGGUGGCGGCGGAGGAGGUGGAGGCCGUAGUGGCGGUGCCCGUGGACCAGGAGGUGGCGGUGGUAUGACCGAGAUCGCCAACAGUGUCGCCAGCGGCUCCGCCCCCGCAUCGACUGGCAAGAUCCUCAACCUCAUGCGCAAUGACGUCUAUGAGGUGGCCCAGCGCUUCUGGGAGUUCCCCACGCUGUUCACGAAGCCCCUCAACUUUGUCCUCUCCAUCUUCCUGCUAUGGAAUGUGCUCGGCGCCGCCUCUCUUCUGGGCAUCCUGGUCAUUGUCGCCGCCCAAAUCAUAAACGUCUACGUUGUGAAGGUCCUCGUCCAUUGGGAGCUCGCCCGUCGUGCCGUGACCGACACCAAGCUCCAGGUCACGUCGCAGUUCAUCGAAUCGAUCCGUCAUUUGCGGUGGUACGACUGGCAGGACAAGUGGCUGGCCAACAUCCUGACAGCGCGGCAGAAGGAGCUCAACUAUCGGGUUAUUACCAACCUCAUCCAGAAGGCCAUAUCCAUCAUCAACCAGCUGGCUGCCUCUUUCUUCCCCGUGGCUGCCUUCUACGCCUACACUGUCAUUGAGAAGCGUCCUCUCACCAUUGACAUCGCCUUCCCUGCGCUAAACCUCUUCAACUUGCUCGAGCAGAGCCUUCGCGAGCUGCCCGAUCUCAUUACUGUCAUGCUCAACGCCAAUGUUGCUAUUCGCCGCAUCGAGGCUUUUAUGGCCGAGCCCGACAAGGAAGGAAUUGACGACGAGCCAGGGCGCGACGUGCUGACGCAGGCGCCCGAAGGUGCUCUUGUCGAUGGCAUCAUUCGCCCGCCUGGCCCUCUCUACAUUGGUAUGGAGGAUGCGGCUUUCGCUUGGCCCACGGCAGAAACAGCGAUUCUUACCAAAGUGAGCUUUGUCGCCGACGGACCGGGCCUGACUGUGAUCUGCGGAAAGGUCGGUACUGGCAAGACGGCCUUGCUCAUGACCCUACUUGGUGAGAUGGACCAACAUGCCGGCACGCGCUCCGUUCCCAAGGAGACCAUUGGCUACAGUGCGCAGACGCCGUGGCUCCAGAGCAUGACCGUUCGUGAGAACAUUCUCUUCUGUCAUCCUUACGACGAGACGCGGUACAACCGGGUUAUAGAAGCGUGCUGUCUGCUUCCCGAUUUUGCCGAGUUUGAGGCCGGUGACAUGUCCAAUGUUGGAGAGAACGGCAUUGGCUUGUCUGGUGGACAAAAGGCUCGCGUAGCUCUGGCCCGCGCCAUCUACAGCCGCGCCCGCAUCCUGCUCCUUGACGAUCCCAUUGCCGCUCUGGACCACAACACCGCCGAAUCCAUCAUGAAACGGCUGUUUGCGACAUCCGGUCUCAUGAAGAACCGCCUCGUCAUCUUUGUUACCCACCGCAUGGACCUUGCUGCCGACUAUGCCGACCAGAUCUACGAAGUCAGUGACGAGCACGGGAUUGUCUCCAAAAUUGACGCCGACCACGUCCGCCGGACGCUCAACGCAUCUGCUGCUACCUCGACACUCGUCACCGUUGCCGACGAGAGCGAGGCGGGCUUGUCCGCAGACAACGAUUCUGCAUCGUCGUCGUCCGAGAGCGAGGCAGAAAAUGCAAAGCCCCAUGAAGACAAGGUUGCCAAGAACAAGUUCAUUGAAGAGGAGCACCGUGUCCAUGGCGGUGUCAUGCUGUCCGUGUACUGGCGCUAUAUCAAGGCGGGUGGUGCCCACUGGUGGGCGCUUGUCAUUGUCUGCUUCGUCGGCUUCCGCAUCUCCAAGAUUGCGUACUUCUACUUCCUCAAGAUCUGGGGUGAAGCCUAUGGAAGCGACGCCGUGACAACAGUCUUGAAGAGAUCACUAUCGUCCAUCCUUUCACCAUCCAUGCAAGUUGUUGUUGGUGGUGCGCAAGGCGAUGAUGACAUGCUCUCUGUCGCUGUCCACCAUGGUACUAUGAACAGCACCGGGUGGACCGAUAAGAAUUUUGGUCUGCCCAACCCCGAAAGUGACGUUUUGCCAUGGCUUUUCUGGUUCACCGUCUUGGCCCUGUCCUCUCUCGUAUUCCGUACUCUUGGCGACCUGAUCUUGAUUGCCAUCACAUAUACGGCCGGCAAGCAGGUGUUCCAGCAAGUCAUGGUGCGGGUCAGCACGGCGCCAUUCCGUUUCUUCGAUGUGACUCCCGUGGGCCGGCUCAUGAACCGCGUCACAUCCGACAUUGGCACAAUUGACGGAGCCAUUGCCCAGCAGAUCCACCGCUGUGCGUGGUUCGCACUGAACUGGGUCUCCUCCAUCUUGGUCAUUGCGUCUGCCACGCCGACCUUCUUGGUCAUGGCCGUCUUCAUGACGUCGGCCUUUGUCCUGAUCUUCUUUCACUUUUUGCCCGCGUCUCAAUCGUUGCGCCGUCUCGAGAUGGUCUCGCUGUCGCCUCUCAUGUCCAAUUUCGGCACACUCCUGGAAGGCUUGACAACCGUCCGUGCGUUCCGCGUCCAGCCGCAUUUCCAAGAGCGCAUCAUCGCCACCACCGAUGCGUUUCAGCGCAUGGACCAUUUUUACUGGUCCUUGCAGGCGUGGCUGCAGUGGCGCUUUAAUGCGCUGACCGCGCUCUCGACGUUUGCCCUGACCAUGACGGCUCUGGGAACCGGUCUGUCCAGCGGUCUCGUUGCCUUCGUCUUGACCUCUGCUGCGUACUUUGUCAACUCCACGCAGGUCCUGUGCCGCCGGUACGGCGAGCUGCAGAUGCAGUUCGUCUCCGUGGAGCGUGUCACAGAACUACUAGACCUGGACCAGGAGCCGGUCGGCGACGUGGAUCCGCCCGCGGCCUGGCCGACGACGAAUGACGAUAUUGUGUUUGACAAUGCGUCCUUCCGCUACGCGCCGCACCUCGAGCCCAGCCUACGCGAGAUCAACAUGCGCAUCCCCGCCGGCUCCACGGUGGCCGUCACGGGCCGUACUGGGUCAGGAAAGAGCACGCUGGCGCUGGCGCUGCUGGGCACCAUUCUGCCGGACAACAACGAAACAUCCCAGGGCAGCAUCUACAUUGGCUCGAUGAACGUCGCCACUGUCAACAAGCACAAACUGCGCCAGCGCAUCAGCUUCGUCGCACAGGACCCUGUGCUCUUCCCCGGCUCCCUGCGCGAGAACCUGGACCCAGUCGGCGAGCACACCGACGAGGAGUGUGAGCUUGUCCUCCGCCGUGUCCUGGCUGAUGCCGCCAGUGACUUCACUCUGAGCAGCCGUGUUGACGGUGGCGGAAAGAACAUGAGCCAGGGCCAGCGCCAGCUGAUUGGCCUCGGUCGGGCUGUUUUGCGCCGCAGCCCCAUUGUCAUUCUGGACGAGGCCACGGCUUCUAUUGAUAAGAAGACGGCGUUCCAGAUCCAGGAGGUCCUUCGCGAAGAGCUGCAGCACAGCACGGUCAUUACCAUUGCCCACCGUGUUGAGGCCGUCCGUGACGCCGACUUCUCUGUCGUGCUCGAAAACGGCCGUGUCAUCCAUGCCGCUCCAGUGGAACCAGGGUCUACCCCCAUUGGCAGUGACCACGGUCCGUAA
Sporothrix schenckii 1099-18 is the source of this 5046-nucleotide messenger RNA. Its product is annotated as ABC transporter. The transcript is spliced from 4 exons. Gene Ontology annotation, biological process: transmembrane transport. Gene Ontology annotation, cellular component: fungal-type vacuole; membrane. The record is from RefSeq and is a predicted model, not a curated record. Gene Ontology annotation, molecular function: ATP hydrolysis activity; ATP binding; ABC-type peptide transporter activity. NCBI's taxonomy places the organism in Eukaryota, Fungi, Ascomycota, Sordariomycetes, Ophiostomatales, Ophiostomataceae. The coding region runs from base 1 to 5046 and encodes 1681 amino acids.